Messenger RNA from Penicilliopsis zonata CBS 506.65, 1156 nucleotides. RefSeq lists its product as hypothetical. Gene Ontology annotation, biological process: peroxisome fission. NCBI's taxonomy places the organism in Eukaryota, Fungi, Ascomycota, Eurotiomycetes, Eurotiales, Aspergillaceae. The transcript is spliced from 2 exons. The record is from RefSeq and is a predicted model, not a curated record. The annotation marks the transcript as partial. Gene Ontology annotation, cellular component: peroxisomal membrane.
AGUAUUUCUUUCACAUGUAGCCGGAAUCAAUUUCUAUACGGAGUACUACAGACCGAAACAAACAAUAACCGUGAGAUUAUUAUGAAAUGGCCAUUGGUCACAAUCGAACCUCGGCUCUGCUUAUCGAAGACUUACGCUGUCUUCAACCCCAGCAACAGCACUUAGCGCAGACCACAAAAAGGGCCUCUGUCAGCACCAUCACGGACUGCCUCAUGGUGGCCGCCGGCUCGUCUUCGAGAUGACGUCUGAAUCUUCUGCCCCCCCUGAGAAACCAGGAACAUCUGCCUCCUUCUCUCGCGAGCUGGACUCUGACGGGGUGGGGAAGACGAUAAGCCCCGCGGGUUCAGCAGCGACAGGGGCAGCAGCGAGGUCGCUGAGAGCGUUGGCUGCAGUAGAUGUGAUUCUACAACGGAUAGAUAGUCUCAUCUCGACGGCAGACGGGCAGGAACGGCUUCUUGGCAUGAUCGGACAUCUGGCACAUACCCUGCACCAUUUCCUCGUGUUACUGCACCCUCUCCGUUUACGAAUCGCGAAAUACAGGAAAAAUGCGAACACGGAGCCUCCCAGCGGCUCCCCUUCGCUCCUGGCUUUGAGCGCCCUCAUCUCCGAAACGCGGUACACCCUGCGCCUGUUUGGCCUCGUCCAACUCUGGGCCUGGGGGUCCGAAGCCAUCCACAAUCCACCUGCUGACCGAACUAUCCGCGCCAUAACCCUCGCCCAGGUGGCGUCGAACAUAAUCUACCAGAUUCUCGAGAAUGUACCCUAUCUUGCUUCAAAGGGGGUAGGCUCGAAGCGGUUCAUUGAACGUCGCGGCGGGUUCACUAAAUGGGAUCUAUGGAGUACCCGGUUCUGGCUCGGUCAUAUCCUCUUGGAAUUCCUGAGGCUGUGGCGACAGAGCGUUUUGAUGAGACGACAGACGGAGGGAACCACGGGAACCGACGCCGAGGAAAGCGAAGAGGACAAGGAAACACAAAAGGAAGACCUGCGCAGGGCCGUCCGCGCGUGGCGGAAAUCCCUCCUCAACAAUUUCAUCUGGGCACCGCUGUGUUUGCACUGGAGUUUCGAACGGGGGAUCGGCGUCCCGGGGAGUGUGACGGGGUUUUUUAGCUUCUUGGCCGGGACGUGGGCGCUGGUUGAUGCGUGGAGGGAUACAGCU